CGAAAAGAAGGACGAGAUGAUCCACCCAGUCCAUCAACUUGUCUGCACAAGCGACUUGCAUCUGGAGCUUGCCAAUAUCUUACUUAAGCAUUGCCUAUGAGCCCCUAUACCAGAUGUUUGACGGGCAUCUACACACAAGUGAAGUUUGUUGCCUCUCUCACAUCACCAUAUCCGCAUAGUCGAAUUGGAUCGUAAAUUGGGAACCAUUUCCAUUGCAACCAGCUGCAUAUGCGACGUGACUGCAAGCAUUCGACAUGCACCACUGUCUUCUGCUGACUGAGAUCCUCGAAAUUAUAUUUGAUUUUGUCUUCAAUUCUAUGAAAGUGGCUCGCUUCAGAAGUGCUUCCACCUUUCCUGAUCUCUUACCAUCUUGCUAUCAUCACGAUCGACGCUCUGUCUUCUGUCUCGCACUCACAUGCCACGCAUUCUAUGAUAUAGCAUUAGAUCUCCUUUAUUCUCACCUGUGCAGCAUCCGGCCUCUUAUCAAGUCCCUGCCUCACUCGGAAUCAGUUUCCUCGGGCACAGCGUCCCUGGUGCUUACAUCUGAACACUUCAACUCAUCGAUUCCCUACGCCGCACGCGUCAAGUCCCUCUUUAUGCAAUACGACUACUAUGGGAUUGAAUAUGCAAACCUCCUUGCAAGUGCGCUUAAAGACACCCUGAUAUUUCCCAACCUGCGCUCACUUACAUGGUGGGAUGGGCGCAUCACCUCCAUCCCAGCUCUCAGCCUCUUCCUACCUACCCUUGAGACCCUCUCCAUUAACAUCACAGAAAUCGCUUCUUGGACCUGAACCAAGUGGCACCCCGACUAGGACCCUGAAACUCAAAUUUCAACAUCGCGCUCAACAGCGCCAAGGUUGCCAAACGGCGCCUUUGCGCAUCCAUACUAACUC
This is a messenger RNA of Suillus plorans, 893 nucleotides long. RefSeq lists its product as uncharacterized. Bases 255 to 791 code for a protein of 178 amino acids. The record is from RefSeq and is a predicted model, not a curated record. The transcript is spliced from 2 exons. Lineage: Eukaryota; Fungi; Basidiomycota; Agaricomycetes; Boletales; Suillaceae.